Molecule: messenger RNA, 899 nt
Organism: Xenia sp. Carnegie-2017
Lineage: Eukaryota; Metazoa; Cnidaria; Anthozoa; Malacalcyonacea; Xeniidae
Exons: 9
Coding region: 80-736 (218 amino acids)
Source: RefSeq, a predicted model, not a curated record
AUUCAUAUUUUUUACGAGUUUGCAACAUCAAAAGUUCGAAGCAAGGCAAUCGAUCAACAGGGCUCAGUCACUCAGUACUAUGCUUAGUACUUUUUUAAAUAUCUAUCGGGAAGUCUGGCUGGGAGAAUGGAAGAAAUUCAGACGCUCAAAUGACUUCUUUUACAAUAACGUGGAGAGGAAAGGAAACACACAAAAAGAUGAUGCGAAUAGCAGUGUGUCAUAUGAAUCUCAAUUUUUUGAACAAGAAAACGAAUUUGGGGAUUUGAAUGAACAAAGUGAAGAUAUUGCUGAAAAUUAUGACAAGCACCAAGAGUUAACCACCAAAACACAGGACUCUGAAGAUAUCUUUACCAAGCAAUCUAUCUCUAUUAUUACAGAGGAACCCAAACAACCAUGUCAACAUAGUCAAAGUCAUUUGUCACCCACUGGCCACUAUACUGGGCUAUUGUUACAGUUUGACUUUGCAUCAAAUGUAUCACGUCAGCAAUCCUUUGUUGUUCAUGAUUAUAAUGCAAACAAAAGAACAAUUAUGCAUAAUUCACUUGUAUUUGUACAUCGAUAUCCCCACCUAUUGCUUGAUGGCUAUGGUUGGAUAUUGUGCUGCUCAUGUGAUGCAAAUAGAAAGCAAUUUGUUGAUGCCCUACCUAAUAAUAUACAAUUAGAUCCUCAAAAAGAUAUACCAUAUCCUAGUUGCAUACACAUAUUAGCAAUGGAAAAAAUAUCUGGUUGUGUAUGAUAGAAAGUUUGGUAUUGAAGCCAAAGAUUUUAUUGAAAAAAAAUCCACAUCCAUGAUGCAGUCUGUUUUCAGUGAUCAUUCCUACCAUGAGAUGCAACCUGAAGAAGUAUAUUUUGUUAUGUGAAAAUAACUUUUUUGUACAAAUACACGUAUUGUUUCUCAA